GCCCGCCUCCGACGCGACCUCGUCUUGUGGCACCGAUUGGUUGGCUCCUGUGCGUGAAGACGCUGCGUCGUGGGGCGGGACGGAGGAGCGCGGGGCGGAGGAGCGCUGUACGGAGGGCCUCAGCCCUGUGUCCUCGGCCGCCGCCCCCGUUGCUGCUCCGUGUCCUCCCCUAGCCUGCCUUUAGAGGGUACAGGCGACAGCCGGUGCUCUGGGUGGUCGCGCAGCCGCCCGACGUCUCCGCCGAGCUGCCUUUUCCAGCUGGCAGCUCUUCUCGGCUUAGUCCAGGUCGGGGGCGGGGGAGAGGAAAAAUGGCGCCGGCGCCCCAAGGCGUCCGGGAGGAGCCGCUGCUGGAGUGUGGGUCCGGACCGCUCUCCCGGCUCCUUUUCCUCGCCCAGGCUAUCCUCCUCCUGCUGCCGGCUGUCCGGGCAGGUCUCUGCCCCGCACCCUGCUCCUGCCGCAUCCCUCUGCUGGAUUGCAGUCGCAGGAAACUACCAGCGCCCGGCUGGAGGGCGCUGUUGAGCUCGCUGCCCCCCGACGCGACCAGCCUGGAUUUGAGUCAUAAUCGAUUGUCUAACUGGAACAUCAGCUUGGAAUCUCAAACAUUACAAGAAGUGAAAAUGAAUUAUAAUGAGCUAACAGAAAUCCCAUAUUUUGGAGAACCAACCUCUAAUAUUACUCUACUGUCAUUAGUUCAUAAUGUAAUCCCAGAAAUAAAUGCAGAAGCAUUCCAGUUUUAUCCUGCUCUUGAGAGUUUAGAUCUCAGCUCAAAUAUAAUAUCAGAAAUCAAGACAUCUUCAUUUCCUCGAAUGCAGCUUAAAUACCUGAAUUUGAGUAAUAAUAGGAUAACCAUCUUGGAGGCUGGUUGCUUUGAUAAUUUGUCAAGUUCCUUAUUAGUGGUAAAGUUAAACAGGAACAGAAUUAGCAUGAUCCCACCCAAGAUCUUCAAGCUACCUCACCUCCAAUUCUUGGAACUUAAAAGAAACAGAAUUAAAGUUGUAGAAGGUCUUACAUUCCAAGGGCUGGACUCCUUAAGAUCUUUGAAAAUGCAACGGAAUGGAAUUAGCAAACUAAAGGAUGGAGCUUUUUUUGGCUUGGAUAACAUGGAAGAAUUAGAACUGGAGCAUAAUAACCUCACAGAAGUGAACAAGGGGUGGUUGUAUGGCUUGCGAAUGUUACAGCAGCUCUAUGUGAGCCAGAAUGCUGUUGAACGAAUCAGCCCUGAUGCAUGGGAAUUCUGCCAAAGACUCUCCGAACUUGAUUUGUCCUAUAACCAGUUGACCCGCCUGGAUGAAUCUGCCUUUGUGGGUCUGAGCUUACUGGAGAGAUUGAAUUUAGGGGACAACAGAGUCACUCACAUUGCUGAUGGUGUUUUUAGGUUUCUUUCCAACCUUCAGACACUAAACUUAAGAAACAAUGAAAUUUCAUGGGCCAUAGAAGAUGCCAGUGAAGCCUUUGCUGGACUUACAAGUCUCACUAAAUUAAUCUUACAAGGAAAUCAGAUUAAGUCAAUUACAAAGAAAGCAUUCAUUGGUCUUGAAUCCCUUGAGCAUCUAGAUUUGAACAACAAUGCUAUAAUGUCUAUCCAAGAAAAUGCUUUUUCUCAGACUCGCUUGAAAGAACUGAUUCUGAACACAAGCAGUUUGCUCUGUGACUGCCAUUUGAAGUGGUUGCUUCAAUGGCUGGUUGAUAAUAACUUUCAACAUUCUGUGAAUGUAAGCUGCGCACACCCUGAAUGGCUAGCAGGGCAAAGCAUCCUGAAUGUGGAGCUGAAAGAUUUUGUCUGUGACGAUUUUCUCAAGCCACAGAUAAGAACCCAUCCUGAAACCACAGUUGCUCUAAGAGGCAUGAAUGUGACUCUGACGUGCACUGCAGUGAGCAGCAGUGAUUCACCCAUGUCUACUGUGUGGCGCAAAGACAGUGAAAUCCUGUAUGAUGCCGAUAUUGAGAAUCUCGUUCGUUAUCAGCAACAAGCUGGAGAAGCUCUGGAAUAUACUAGUGUUUUACAUCUUUCCAAUGUGAAUUUCACAGAUGAAGGAAAAUAUCAGUGUAUUGUUACUAAUCACUUCGGUUCUAAUUAUUCUCAUAAAGCCAAGCUGACUGUGAAUGAGAUGCCAUCUUUUCUGAAAACUCCGAUGGAUCUAACUAUUCGCACUGGUGCCAUGGCCAGAUUAGAAUGUGCUGCAGAGGGGCACCCUGCACCUCAGAUUUCCUGGCAGAAAGAUGGUGGUACUGAUUUUCCUGCGGCUCGAGAAAGACGCAUGCAUGUCAUGCCAGAGGACGAUGUCUUCUUCAUUGCAAAUGUGAAAAUAGAAGACAUGGGAAUCUAUAGCUGCAUGGCACAGAAUAUAGCGGGAGGCCUCUCCGCAAAUGCCUCACUGACAGUGUUAGAGACACCCUCAUUUAUUAGACCCCUGGAAGACAAGACAGUGACCCGAGGUGAAACUGCAGUGUUACAGUGCAUAGCUGGAGGGAGUCCUGCCCCUCGCCUCAACUGGACCAAAGAUGACGGACCACUGCUGGUGACAGAACGGCACUUCUUUGCUGCAGCCAACCAGCUUCUCAUCAUUGUAGAUGCAGGGCUAGAAGAUGCUGGGAAAUACACCUGCAUUAUGUCCAACACUCUUGGGACAGAACGAGGUCACAUUUACCUAAAUGUCAUUUCAUCCCCCAAUUGUGACUCUUCCCAGAGUAGCAUUGGGCAUGAAGAUGAUGGCUGGACUACAGUUGGCAUUGUCAUCAUUGUUGUGGUCUGCUGUGUUGUGGGCACCUCUUUGAUCUGGGUCAUUGUUAUUUACCACAUGAGAAGGAAAAAUGAAGACUAUAGUAUCACAAACACAGAUGUUUCUUUUACAGAGGAGCUCAAUCUGCCUGCAGAUAUUCCCAGCUACUUGUCUUCCCAAGGAACACUGUCUGAGCCACAGGAAGGCUACAGCAACUCUGAGGCAGGCAGUCAUCAGCAACUUAUGCCUCCUGCCAACGGAUAUUUACACAGAGGCGCUGAUGGUGGCACUGGUACCCGGGUUAUCUGCUCAGAUUGUUAUGACAAUGCCAACAUCUACUCCCGGACCCGAGAAUACUGUCCGUACACCUACAUUGCUGAAGAGGAUGUUCUAGAUCAGACACUGUCCAGCCUCAUGGUCCAGAUGCCCAAAGAGACUUACUUGGCACAUCCUCCCCAAGAUGCCACUACCCUGGAGAGCCUGGUAUCAUCAGCAGGUGGAGAGAUGUCUGCCUUUCCCACCAACCAUGAGAGGAUAAAUGAGAAGAAACUUUCUUCCACACAGAAGAGCAGUGAAACCUUGCAGCGGCCUCUGUGGAACGUAAGCAAAGAACUAGGUCUGCCUCAUCCUCCCUUUUCCCAGCAGUCAGUCCUUGAGUCACCACAACUCCAUCAAAACGAGGGCCUGGCGGAGAAUGAUCCAGACUGUUCCCCAUCCCCUGUGUCCUGUCACAGGUUACACGACCAUGCUUUUGAUUUUAGUAGGACUCGGAACAUUCAAGAUGGUAGUGAGGGCACGUGAAACUCACUCCAGGAUGAAAUCUGGGCAAAGACUCAAAUUAGUUAAUUUUGUAUUUACUACCUCAGAGUUCAGAAGAAACCCCAAAGUCAGUGUUUGCUUUACUCUUGGUCUGCAGUUACAUUUGUUCGGGCUUACACUGGACAAAGAAAGGUAACGGCUGACAGACAUGGGUACCUCUAAUAAAACGUGUGCAGCACGGGCAGAGGAAGGUAGAGGGCAGAAGUGUCUCUGGUGGUUCUGCCAGGACGUGCCCAGGCGCACAUUGCCUAGUAGGAGGAGUCUCAGUGCUGCUUAACAUCCUGGGUUGUCUCAACCCGCAGAAUGAUCCUGAGCAAACAUUGCUGUCCUGUUUUGCCUUCCAAGGAACAAAAAUGACUUUGGAGCCCUCUGCGUAAUGUGCCUGGGACUCUGCAGUGGUUUUAAGCAUAUAGUUGAGCGUGGGGCUUUGAUAUUCAAGGUCUUUGACAAGAAUCUCAGACUUGACCAAACUGUUAACCAGGUCAAAGGUUUUGUAUUCUUGUGAGUCUCUCUCUCUCUCUCUCUACUUCUCUCUCCCUCUUUUUUUUUUUUUUUGUCCCUAUUGCCCAGGGAUCUCAUUGUAAAUAAUAUGUGCAUUUAUAAAUAAUUUUUGUAUCAUUGAGCAUAUGUGUUGGUUGCAAUGUAAAUAUUUUUGAUAUGCCAAAAUUACAUGUAACGUCCAGUUAUAAUUGACAGCAGCUUCUCAGACCACGGAUUUUGUACAACUUGGUUUAGUGAGUCUAAAGUCUUUAAAUGUUUAAAUACAUAUAGAAGUAUAUGCAUAGGGGCAGGGUGCCUAGUGGUUGCGUGCACAUAGACACAGUCAUGGUGUAAUUAACCACUUCAUACCUAAAGAUUCAUACCUCUAGUCAUUUGUCAUGUGUUUACAAUUGCCAGGUAAUCUUUCUAGCAUAAAAAGUCUCUUUCAAAAGAUUAGCAUUUUUGUCAUUGCCAUAUGCACAGAAAGGAAAACUUAUCUUGAGAAUGUCUUCUUUCAGCAAAAUACUUAGUUGACUGAGGAAACCAAAGAUUGUUUUUUUCCUGUGUGUGUGUGUGUGUAUUUUAAUAAUGUCUCUUCUACCAAUGCACAGUAUAUCUUGAGAAGAGUGCUUUUGGGAGUAGAAGAAAUGCGGAAAUUGUUUUGGGAAUAGAAGAACAUGCAGAAAUUCUUAUAGCAUAAAGCUUUAGAGUGGUCCUUGUUUUUUACGAACGAUUAGUUAAGCCAAAAAGUUUUCUUGAAUUUCUGAUCGCAAAAAGCUUUAUGUAAACAAGACUCAGUGCUUCAGUAGAGUGUAGUGUACUAAAGCUCUUCUUUCUGCUGUCAGAUUUCUUUAUGUAGGUUCUCAGAUUUUGUCCUCUAGAUUUAGUGAGGACUAGUUGCACACUAGAUAACUUCAAUCACUUUAAUGAAAAUAUCUAUUUCUAAGUCACUGUGCAUUCCAAAGAUUUUAAGCUCACGUCAUUUCUCAGCUCUUUUCAUUCUAGUUGUCAAUCCUAAGGUUUUUCUCCCAUAGGCAGCAGCACUUUUCUAGCUGUUUUAAACCACCAUGCCUUUCUCUUUUUCCUUUUUAAACUUUCAGCCUCUGUUCAUUUUCACUUUGAUCUUCUUAAAUAUCACUGUUUUCCUCUCCCUUCAAUUUGUGAUCCUUCUUGCUUUCUAGGUUGCAGUGUAGUUUGUACUAGACUAACUUAGAAUGAAGAAGCCUGAUUCAGUUCCUAGCUCUGCUGCUUACUAGCUGUGUAAUCGAGGGCAAGUCCCUUCACUUCUCAGCCUCACUUUCUCAUUUAUGAAAUUGAGGGCAUUUUACUAGAUGCUCUAAAGCCCUUUCCAGCUGUAACAUUCUGUGAACCUGUGAUCCCUCCAGGAAUCAGGGAGGAUUAUCUACUCUAAUAAAAAGCUGCUUUCACGAAAUGUUUGUUAGAGUAGAACAGGAAUGAUGCUGCUUACUCUGACUUGAGCCAGGUUUACUUCCUCUGUAGCAGGAGUAAUGCUCUAAGAAAUACUCAUGAGAAGAAGAAAUACUCGGCUUCUAAAACAGUAUCGGUAAACGUCAAGAACCUUGAUUGAGAACCACCCAUUGCUGUCCAGCAGAGCAGGUCUGAAGGCUAGUGUAAAGCACACAGGGGUAUCAGAGUCAGUGCAGGGGUGAGCCACAGCUAAUCGGUAACUAGUUUGUGGCUCAUUUUCCUUUCCAGUGUAUUCAAGGUUAUCCCUGCAAUUACAUACUCUUACUCACAUUCUGACGGACUCUCUUCAGUGAAAAAGUGGAGUUAGAGCCAGGCUGCAAGUGUGCAUCAGCUGUCAUAUGUGAGAGGACGGUAAACAGGCUGCGAACCAGUGCUCUAAAUGUGAGUGCUGUCUCUGCCUUGGCAGUGGUCCUUCUGCUGCCAGUGCUGCCAGUCUGGUCUCCUCAGUGGCCAGGUUCUCUUUUAUGUCAACGUGAACAGUUGAGAUGUCCUCCCAGAUACUGCUAGCUUGCCUAAAAAACUAGUCAGGAGUUUGUUUAAAUGUGGAUAGCCUACCCCUGCUCUUAAAAAAAAAAAAUUAAUAAAUUCUAAUCUUAGAAGAUGGAAUUCCUAAAAUUUCUCAUUAUUGCAUAUGUUUCUGACCAAGCAGAUGCUCGACUAUAAACAGGAUUAGUGGCUUAUCAGUGUUUCUUCCCAGCAGUGUAAUGUCUGCCUACCAAUUUGAUCAGAAAUGUUGCAAAAGCAAGGGAAGCUAAAAUGCUUGAAGAAAUGUUCUCUGUCCCCCACCAAAUUACCACUUCAUAUCCGUAGGGAUACAUAAAUUCUCUUAAUUUGUUUGUUGCCCUCUUAGACUGAUUUUGUAAGUCUACCUGGAAGAAGGAGGAACAUUUUCCUUGUACUUCAAGCCCUGUUGCCACAGAGUCUACAUCUAACCCAUUGGCCUCUUGUCACCCUAUGGCCUCUAAAGUGCUUUCCCUAGUAUGCAGGUUGCUCUGUAGCACAGGAAAUCCCAGAAACCGAGCCCAGUGUGCCAUUCCCUCUAAUGUGCCAUCUAAGAAAUCUUUAAAUGUAUAUUCUUCUGUAAGGUGACUUUCAUAUUUAAAAACAGCUGCCUUCCCAUUGCCCAUUGGGAGGUUGUAAAAGAAACAUUAAGAUGUCAAGCAGCUUGGAUUCUGUUAUCCAUUUUCCUAAGAAAAGGGAGAGAUGAUAAAAGUCUUUAGAUAUUUAAAGGAUUGUCAUAUGAAACAAGGAUUAGAUUCAUUCUCUUUAUUGCAGAGGACAGGGGCCAUAUCAGUGGGUUAGAAGUUACAGGGAGAUGCAGUAUACAGUUGCCAAUAAUUCAAUAUAAGCUAACACUCUAACAACUAGACUUGUCAGACAAUUGGAAUAAUUAGCCUUUUGUGAGAGAAGUAUACACAGAAGCUAAAUAAUCAUCUGUUAAUAGCACUGAAGAAAUUUCUGCAUUGAGAUGGAAACUGGGUAAGAUGACUUUCAAGCUUCUUUCAGUUUUAUCAUUGGAAAUCUCUAGAAACAAUCUGACAGUCUUAGAACUUGGUCUUUCAGAAUCCUUUAUAUGCAGUAAGUGUAGAGCACUUAAAAAGUUUUUUUUUUUUUAACGUAAGGAUUAUGUUCUUUGGUUGACAAAAGGAGCCUGUUCUGUGUUAAUGGCUGAAAACAUGAAACUUUGGGCUUAUUCUUCUGAGAAAAUCUAUAACUAGUUGCUAACUCAAAUGGUAUUAUCAUAAUAAAAAAUUUUAAAGCCUGUAAUAUAGCUUCCCUUUUACUCUUUAAUUUUUUAUUCCUGUUUCUGUUUAUCAGUGGGAUUCCAUUUGAAAUGGGGUUGGAAUUAUGAGGUCUUAUACCCAGUAUUUUACCCAAGUGUGUUGUGGCCUUUUCUUAUCAUUUUAAUAUCCACAGAAAUGCCAAAUGGGUAAUGGAGCAACAGAGGCAAAUUUGCUGUCAUUUUAUGCUACAUCCUCCAUUUCUUAUUUUGCUUCUUGAUGCAGAUUGCAGAGGUAAUUGUGAAACAGUUGGACCUUAGAAAGUUGAGCUAAGAUUUUUUGGCAACCUGUAAAUAAUGUUUCAUUUUUCUGUUACAUGGCCUCUUUCCCAGUUCAGUUUGGCAGAUGUUUUUCCCUCUUGCUUCUUCUAACUUAAAAAUUUUCAUUUUGAGUACAAUCUAAGCCAACAUCAGCCUUAAUUUUCUUUUUUUCUUUGUUCUUUCUUUUCUCUUUUGAGCAACUAUCUAGUUUGUUGACAAAAAUAACAUGUUCUGAAUUAAGAGAUAUAUUACUAGCGUCUCUUAAUAAAAUGGCACCUGAAAGCCCACAGAUCACCUGGAGGUUUUGUGGAUAGUAAGGUGUGCUUGUGUGUGUGUGUGUGCGUGCGCGCGUGUGCACGCAUCUGUGAAAAGUAGUAUUUGGACCUGCGCCCUCAAGGUUGUGUUGAGUGUUUCUUAGCAGUCAUGAUAAUCUCCACUGACGGGUGGAGUGAAGGUGAAAAAACAGCUUGAUUUGAGCCUGUUUUCAAAUGUAAGGAGCAAAGUGAUCUUCUGUCAACCGUAACAGUCUUGAAAGAGAAAUUGAUCAUCAGGUGGUCAAGUGCUCUUGGAAUAUCUCUUGGCUACUUGAAGUGGCCUCUUGAUCCAUAGAGAGACUACUUCUACCCUCUCCUUUGCCCUUGUUCUCCCUUUUUACCCCUGUCAGAGGGUGUUUUUCUGAGCAGCCCUGGUACUGGAUGUACCUAAAGAGUUAUAAGCCAAGUUGUUCAGUGUGGCCCUUUCCUAGUAUGUAUUUAUAUUUUCUCACACAUGAGAAUGUAUAUUUUAUAAAGCAUGUGUUUGUCUACUUGUUUGUCUACUGUAAUAUGUCUUCAAUAAAGCUAAAAUACAUUA
Messenger RNA from Camelus dromedarius (Arabian camel), 8400 nucleotides. RefSeq names its product leucine rich repeats and immunoglobulin like domains 2 (gene LRIG2). The record is from RefSeq and is a predicted model, not a curated record. Gene Ontology annotation, molecular function: protein binding. Bases 309 to 3521 code for a protein of 1070 amino acids. The transcript is spliced from 18 exons. Lineage: Eukaryota; Metazoa; Chordata; Mammalia; Artiodactyla; Camelidae.